Sipha flava (yellow sugarcane aphid) is the source of this 1057-nucleotide messenger RNA. RefSeq lists its product as uncharacterized. The transcript has 4 exons. Bases 220 to 1026 code for a protein of 268 amino acids. Lineage: Eukaryota; Metazoa; Arthropoda; Insecta; Hemiptera; Aphididae. The record is from RefSeq and is a predicted model, not a curated record.
UGUUAAACAUAACGAUUGGCGAUGUCGUCGGUGUCUGUUCUCGAGUGGCUUUGCGCGACCUCAACGCUGCUGCCCGGACAGUCGAAGAGUCAAUGGAAGACGGCGGAAACGUGCAGAGAUAUUCGUUUACGUGCGGUCGUAUCGCGUAGGGUACACAUGUGCAAAUCGAACUUACGCGAGUAGGUUUUUUUUCGCGAACACAACCUUGUGUAAGUUUGGAUGGCGCGUGGACAGGUCCAUCAAUACGGUAGCACUACUCAUUACCAGCGUCGCAUAAUCCUUGGAAGACAAAGUAGACUAGUAUACCAGAACGAACGCCACUGCAAGUGGUUCGUUGUUGGUUCGUUGUCAAUAUUGAUUCCCGAGCGGAUUGCGGUAGGUUCGGCUCGCACAUGUGUAUUCGGCGUGCGUUCGUGGAUGCCGUCGACUCGCUGCAAGUCACUCGCUCGAUCAUCGUUCUUGCUGACAUCGAUAAUUUACGUAUGUCAUGCAUGCGACGGACCGAAUAACUUUAACAGCGAGUGCCUACCAUUUUUCACCGGACGUUUUAAAGAUUUUAUGAUAAACGAUAAGAAAUCAAGAUUUACAGAAGAAACAUUGAGCUUGAAUAAUUUAGGAAUAUUUGUGCCAAAAAUAUUAAUUUCUAAAAUACACGAAGAUACAAUACAAAUAUUUGAAUCUAUUUGGAAUCAGUUUCUAAAUGUACAAAGAUUAAGUGACAGGUUUGCAAAUAGAGAAGCUUUUAUUAGAAAGUUGCAAGGGGAAAUGAUUUGGUGGAAAGAAUAUUGGAAUAAAGAAAAAAAUGAUGUUCCUGAUACAGCUCUAAACUCUUUAGAACAUUGUGAUAAAGAUAUGUUUCCAACAAUAUAUUCACUGUUAAAGAUUUUAGCUAGUUUUACAGUUAGUAUAGCGUCGGCUGAAAGGAGUUUUUCUCCACUUAAGAAAAUAAAAACUUGGCUGCGAUGCAAGAAAAACUUCCUGAAUUGGCGAUUUUACAUUGUCAUCGAGAUCAACAUAUUGACAUAAAUGAAGUGAUAGAUAUAUUUUCAAAAAAUAA